CAUUUGAAGAUGACAACCUCAUGGAGCGACCGACUCCAGAAUGCAGCAGAUCUCCCUGCAAACAUGGAUGGACAUGCUCUGAAAAAGUACCGCCGGGAAGCCUAUCACCGGGUCUUUGUAAACAGAAGUUUAGCCAUGGAAAAGAUAAAGUGCUUUGGUUUUGAUAUGGAUUAUACACUUGCUGUGUAUAAAUCCCCUGAAUACGAAUCUCUUGGAUUUGACCUGACCGUAGAAAGAUUAGUUUCCAUUGGAUACCCUCAUGAGCUGCUCAAUUUUGUGUAUGAUCCUGCAUUCCCUACCAGAGGCCUGGUGUUUGAUACCCACUAUGGAAACCUGUUGAAAGUUGAUGCCUAUGGAAAUCUCCUAGUGUGUGCACAUGGCUUUAAUUUCCUCAGAGGGCCUGAAACACGGGAUCAAUAUCCAAAUAAAUUUAUCCAGAGGGAUGACACAGAUAGGUUUUACAUUCUGAACACGUUAUUCAAUCUACCAGAGACCUACCUGUUGGCCUGCCUAGUGGAUUUCUUUACUAACUGUGACCGGUACACUAGCUGUGAAACAGGGUUUAAAGAUGGAGACCUCUUCAUGUCCUUCAGGAGUAUGUUCCAGGAUGUCAGGGAUGCUGUUGACUGGGUUCAUUACAAGGGAUCACUCAAGGAAAAGACCCUUGAGAAUCUGGAAAAGUAUGUGGUGAAAGAUGGGAAGCUGCCGCUGCUUCUCAGCCGCAUGAAUGAAGUUGGGAAGGUGUUUCUCGUCACAAACAGUGACUACAAAUACACAGACAAAAUUAUGACUUACUUGUUUGACUUUCCACAUGGACCAAAGCCUGGGAGUGCCCAUCGGCCAUGGCAGUCCUACUUCGACCUGAUCCUGGUGGAUGCGCGAAAACCCCUAUUCUUUGGGGAAGGCACCGUUUUGCGGCAGGUGGACACAGUGACCGGGAAGCUGAAGAUUGGUACCUACACUGGCCCGCUGCAGCACGGCAUCGUGUACUCAGGAGGCUCUUCAGACACAGUCUGUGACCUGCUGGGGGCCAAAGGGAAGGAUAUCUUGUACAUCGGAGACCAUAUCUUUGGAGACAUCCUCAAAUCCAAGAAGCGCCAGGGCUGGAGGACCUUCCUGGUGAUCCCUGAGCUGGCGCAGGAGCUGCACGUCUGGACAGACAAAAGUGCCCUUUUUGAAGAGUUGCAGAGUCUGGACAUUUUCUUGGCCGAGCUAUACAAGCAUCUGGACAGUAGCAGCAAUGAACGCCCUGACAUCAGCUCCAUCCAGAGACGCAUUAAGAAAGUGACCCACGACAUGGACAUGUGCUACGGGAUGAUGGGGAGCCUCUUCCGCAGCGGCUCUCGGCAGACCCUGUUUGCCAGCCAGGUGAUGCGCUAUGCCGAUCUCUAUGCAGCCUCCUUCAUCAACCUCCUCUACUACCCCUUCAGCUACCUCUUCAGAGCCGCCCACGUCCUGAUGCCACACGAGUCCACGGUAGAGCACACGCACGUUGACAUCAAUGAGAAGGAGUCACCGAUGGCCACGCGCAAUCGCACCUCAGUGGAUUUUAAAGAUUCUGACUACAAGCGGCAUCAGCUGACCCGCUCCAUCAGUGAGAUCAAACCGCCCAACCUCUUCCCCCAGGCACCUCAGGAAAUCACGCAUUGCCACGAUGAAGAUGACGAUGAGGAAGAGGAAGAGGAGGAAGAAGAGGAGGAAGAGGAAGAGGAAUAAGAAGGAAAAAGCGAAGCAUCUUUGAAGACAAACCAUGACUCUAGCAGUGAUCAGGAGCGGAUUCCUUUGUUGGGGCCCUUGGG
Gymnogyps californianus (California condor) is the source of this 1799-nucleotide messenger RNA. RefSeq names its product 5'-nucleotidase, cytosolic II (gene NT5C2). The transcript is spliced from 17 exons. Gene Ontology annotation, molecular function: 5'-nucleotidase activity. Gene Ontology annotation, biological process: IMP metabolic process; adenosine metabolic process. The record is from RefSeq and is a predicted model, not a curated record. The coding region runs from base 10 to 1716 and encodes 568 amino acids. NCBI's taxonomy places the organism in Eukaryota, Metazoa, Chordata, Aves, Accipitriformes, Cathartidae.